AUGUCAUCUGCUACAAAUGUAGAUGAAAAACUUUCGUUAUGUGAUUUUAUUGUUCCUGUCUCUUAUACACGUCUACUUCUCAUCUAUGAUUAUGUUAUUCAUGAUCUUGAGAAGCCAUUAUUAAAAUUUCUUUAUAAUUAUUGCCCAAGUGCUUUCAAACGAAUUUCUGAUAAUAAAUUGAUAGAUUCAACCGAUCAUCCAACAAUUUAUACACAUGCAAUCGAUCGAAAUACGUCAUUAUCUUCAUUAGAUAUCGAACAUACUGAUAUUUUUCCGUAUGGAAGAAUACCUGACAAAGAAUCACCUCUCUUUUUUCUUCAUCAAUUGACUUUGAAAGAUGGAACGAUUUUAGCUAUUGGUAUUCAUCAUCGUCUUACUGAUGGUCAUGGAUUUAUUAAUCUAAUAUAUCGAUUUUCGGUUUGGAUGUCUGGCGAACAAAUACCACUCUUAUUUGAACAUAAUCGUUCGUUGAUUAAAAAGAAAACAGCACCUACAAUUUUAUAUCAACAUCGAGAAUAUUAUUCGGAAGAUUCUUUACUUCUACCAUCAAUUUAUUGUCCACAUGUAGAAACAGAUGUUAUCGUUAGACAUUACAAGAAACAAGAUUUAUUUAAUAUGUUAAAUAUAACAAGUAAACAUGUAUCAUUCAACGAUGUUCUGGUAGCUUGGUUAACAAAGAUUAUUAGUUCUGUUCGUCAUGUACCUAGUAAAACUAUCGUCAAAGUGGGCAUGCCGACUAAUGGAAGAAAUAUAUUGGGACUUGAUGAGAAUUAUUUUGGUAAUUGUGUCUUUUAUAUAUAUAUUCCAUUUCUAAUGACUGAUCUUGAAUCAUCUUCGGUCGACGAACUAUCUGAACGAGUACAUGAAGAAAGAAAAAAAUGUAUGACAAAAGCAUACAUUGAAUCAGCUUUGGCUUAUAUUAAAUGCAAUACAACAAAAUCUCAUAGUAGUAUUUAUCCAAUUUUUAAUAGGUUUGGUGAAUAUGAUAUUGCCUUUAGUAAUUGGUCUCGAUUUCCUAUGUAUCAGAUUGAUUUUGGUCAUGGUCCACCGAAACGUGUAUUUCUUCCACCAGGCAAAAGAAGAAAUGGAAUGAUCAACAUUCUACCUAGCAUUGAUGGAGACAAUGAAGUUGAACUAUAUAUUAGACUUAAUCAGAUUCAUGUAAAAGAAUUAUUAAAAAUCUUAAAGUAA
This is a messenger RNA of Adineta steineri, 1191 nucleotides long. The record is from the annotation of a GenBank genome assembly. Lineage: Eukaryota; Metazoa; Rotifera; Eurotatoria; Adinetida; Adinetidae.